Paramisgurnus dabryanus is the source of this 3620-nucleotide messenger RNA. RefSeq names its product platelet-derived growth factor alpha polypeptide b (gene pdgfab). The record is from RefSeq and is a predicted model, not a curated record. Gene Ontology annotation, molecular function: growth factor activity; platelet-derived growth factor receptor binding. Gene Ontology annotation, biological process: positive regulation of protein autophosphorylation; positive regulation of ERK1 and ERK2 cascade; positive regulation of MAP kinase activity. NCBI's taxonomy places the organism in Eukaryota, Metazoa, Chordata, Actinopteri, Cypriniformes, Cobitidae. Gene Ontology annotation, cellular component: membrane.
ACCUGCAGAGAUUUAUUGGAGUUGUUAUUAAAUGCCCAAAUGAUUUUAGUCAGCUCGUGUAUUGUAACACAUUUGAGGGUUUUAAGGGUUAACUUUUCAACAGCAGCUCCAGCCAACCGGGUGCUCGCGCGCUGUUCGAUGAUUACCGGGAGCCCGAGGGGAGGUGCAUAUAUUGCGCGCAUCAGAAGAGCAGUCAGUGCGCGAAGGAGACUUCACGAGAGCGCUGCGUUAUUCAAGGAUACUAACCUGGGAUUGUACAACCACCUUUCACUUUUCAGCUCUACACGAAGUGCACGGACAGCAAAACUUAGUUAUACCAUAACAGCGUUGAAAAUCCAUGCGCAUAUUUGUUAGUUGCUAUAACACUAUUGCGUUGGAAUUAUAACUUAUAUUGACUUGGGCAAUGCAAAACGUUUGUGUAUUUGGAUUGUUUAGGCUUGGACAGCCAUGACGACCUUUUGCAAGUUAAAUCACGUGUGAGAUCCAGUACAGGACGCAUUGGACCAGCACCAGGUCUAGGGUUCUCCUAUGUAGACUUGAGCUGGUGCGCGGGUUCGUUUAAAGGCAGAUCUCUUCAAGGUAUGGUUCUGGACUCCUCGCGCUCAGGAGCGACUCCAAGGCUCCUACGCUAUUCAUCUUUCUUACUGGGUGGAAAACUGACAUUGGAAGGAGAUGAGAACCUUAUUCUGCUGCUUUCUGCUCCUCACUUCGCACCUCCUGCCAGCAGCUGCUGAGAAGGAAUUCGCAAUCCCUCAAGAUUUCAUCGACAGACUAUCGCACAGUGAAAUCAACAGCAUCAGCGACCUCCAGCGGCUACUGGAGGUAAAUUCCCCAGGUCCUGGAAAUGAGGUGAUUGAGGAGGUCAAACACAGGCACCGUCAGAAGAACCAUCACCCAUCUCACCCUGCUUCCUCGGAUUUAAAGAGUCUCCAAAUGUCCCACAGACGAAAGAGGAGCAUUGUAGAGGAGGCGGUGCCAGCCAUGUGCAAGACAAGGACAGUGAUCUACGAGAUCCCUCGCAGUCAAGUGGAUCCCACGGCUGCAAACUUCCUAAUAUGGCCUCCUUGCGUGGAGGUGAAACGCUGUACUGGCUGCUGCAACACCGGCAACAUGCGCUGUCACCCGUCCAAAAAACACCACCGUACUGUCAAGGUGGCAAAGGUAGAGUUUGCAUCCCGUAAAAAAGCAAAAUUGAAGGAGGUGCUCGUCCGGUUAGAGGAUCACCUUGAAUGCGUGUGCACGUCCCAGCAUCAUGUGACAGAGCAUGUGGAAUCAGACACAGGCCCACGCACAGUUAAAAAAGGUAAAAAACGGAAACACAGUAAGCAAGCAAUGGCGCCACAGAUGAACAAGGACGUUCAAUAAAAAGUAAAUGUUUCCUAACACUCAGAGGACCAAAAUAUCCUGCAGUAGAUAUGAGGUGAAACCGUAAUAAACGCCGAUCGAAGGACAUCAGUGGCUACGAACCGCUCCGUCACACCUGAGACUUUGACCUCUGACCCAUCUCUGUUAUAUAAAGAUACUGUAUCCAGAGGAACUUCAAAAAUGGCAAAAACAACACCAAAGGUGCUUUCUACUCCUGCUAGGAUGUACUCUGUCAAACACUGAAGACGGCAAGAUAUGUAUUCAGUUAAUUAUUAAGUGGUCACACACUGGGCAGAAACGAUGAAACUGACAAGCAAGACAUUUGUAUCGUUUCUUUGUCGUUCACGCGAGAAUCUCUUAAAGGUCAAAGAUGUAAAUGAAGAGGAGCCUGUUGAAGAACACUACGUUUUUUAAAAACCGUGAUCCACACUCUCGGGCUCGGAUCCACUCGAGUGGGACUACAGAUGAUCUCGAGGAAUGGAUUCUAUGAACUCGAGGAAAGAGGAAAAACGCAUAAAGGGAUGUUUGGACAAAGCACAAAUGUUGUCAUAUAAUCUUGCUAAACAGAAUACGCUAUUAUCUGCGGAUCUACAUCCCUCCGUUAGCCCUCCUGGGUCCAGAACAUUAAGUUUGACUGCCUGUCCAUGAAUAAAGAAAGACUUGAGUAUAUACAGUACAGAAGGCGAAGUGUAAUGCAGUACCAGAAUAAAGUAUUUAUGUAUGUGAUCUCUAUCUCACCCUCUCAUAACCUCUCUGUCUCUAUGUCCAGUGUAAGAAGGACUCCUCCUCUUCGAUGUACGUAAAAGCAUUAUCAGUACCAUUUUCUCAAAAUUUCAGCUUUAUUGUUGCAUUUUUUACAGCAUGUCACAAAACUAUCUUUUUGUCUGUGUAAGACGGUUAUGGAAAGAUGCUUUAUUUUUGUUAAAAUAUAUUUAUAAUGUGUACGUAGAAACAAGCAGGAAGUAUGUUUAUGUAUAUUUUUAUUAAUUGUGGUGUAAUGGUGCUUAACUCUUUCCCCGCCAUUGACGAGUUAUCUCGUCAAUUAAGAGAAAACGCUUCCCUGCCAAUGACGAGUUUUUACGCCAAUCCAUAUUUCUGCUAUUAUCCACUAGGUGGCGCUUCUACCCAACUUAUAAAACACUGAAGCAUCCACGGAUCAAAACAUUUUUGAUUAGAUUUUUUUUUUAAGCAGACGUUCUGUUUUUUUCAUUUGAAAUAUUGUAUGUUUAUAUAUUUAAAGAAGAACAUUUUCUGGAAGGCAUUAAACUUUUGUGGAAAUCAUAAAAAAUUCUGGCACAGGCUGGCAACUUUUUUUUUUAAAGAUGCUGGCGGGGAAAGAGUUAAUGUGAUUUGCCUGAAGAGGACAUGUUCCUGAAUCAACAUCCUUGUUGGUCGUCCCACGACAUUUCUAUCAACCAAUCAGAUUGUGCAGAUGUACAGUAGGUUAGCGAUGUUCUUGUCAACCUGAUUUAUUUCUCUGAUUUUUAGAGGUCACAAGGUUGAGGUUAUAAAGACUCGUGAUUUGUGCUGUGAUUGUUUGAUGGGAAUGUUGUAUAAGGAGCAACAAUCAGGAGUAUGACUUGGCUAAAAGUUAUUGUACAUGUCAUGGUUGCAAGGAACGGGAAGGAAUGCAUGGUCUUGACCUUGAUGCUAAAGAGAUGCUACACAGCAGGGCUAGUCUGUCUGGAUCCUGGAGGCUUGCUGUCCCUAAAGAGUUUAGCUCCAACUCUAAACCAAUGCACCUGAAGAAGCGAAUCAAAGACCUUGUCCCAAAUGGUGCCCUAAACACUCACAACCUUCCUAGAAGUCGGCACUUUAAUGACGUAAAGUCUGCUGUGAAGCUUGCAAAAGUGCAGGCUCUGGAAAAAAGUGACCAAUAUGACCAAAAAUGGGGUGCCCAUGAGCUCCCCUUUGAAGCCUAAAAUGACAAAUGGGACACCCUAUGUGGACUCACUCGUCCACUUGAAGUGCGCCAUUUGGGGUGUAGCCAAAGUUGAGAUUGACAGGCAGGUGUGUUGGGUUGUUACUAAACUCUGGGACAUUGGCCAUUCAGGACUGGACUUGACUUGCCCUCCUGUAUAGUAUCUGCAGUAUGGCCAUUGUAGUAAGUACUAAAGGGACCAUCUGUCACAUUGUUGGUUCAUUAUUUUCUAUUACUCACAAUAACCUGCAUACACACAGACAACGCAACUAGACAGUAAACAAUUUCCUUACGUAUAAAGCUAUGUAACAAAUAAAAAGAUCUGACAAAUGAA